CUAUUAUGUAAUAAUCAUUUCCUCUUUCCUUGCAGGGAUAGAUGACUGUCAGCUAAUAAACAGACAACCAGAACUUACAUUUUUAGUUUAUUAUUGGCACAAGGAGGAUAGGCGGAAACAUGUCAAAUAAUAGCUGGACAACCUUAACCCUUAACAGGAUUGUACAGGGUAGCAACAUGUCAGACACUGACUCAAAGAGACUUGAGUUCUUCAGCAAUAUCCUGAACUGCAGUGUAGGCUCACCCUGUUAUAACUCCCACCUGAUCUUUCACAACACGAGUAUAGACAGCGGGCUGGAGAUUCUCGAUGACGGAUCCCCCUGGCUGAGAAUACUCAUCUCUGUGGUGUACUUUGUUGUGGCUACAGCUGGAGUGUUGGGGAACUUGUUGGUGAUGUUCCUGCUGUAUUCCACUCACACCAUCACCACAGGCACCAUCAAUUUCUUUGUGUUCAACUUAGCUUUGGCUCACUUGCUGUUCUCCCUGGCCUUGCCGUUUUGGGCCGUAGACAUUGCCCUGGACUACAGCUGGCCUUUUGGCCUGGCCACAUGCAAAGCCGUGUCAUUACUCACAGGGCUCAAUGUCUUUGCAAGCUGCUUUUUCCUGACCGCUAUGAGUGUGACCCGGUACUGCUAUGUGGCCACUGCUCUCAAACCCAGUGCCUCCCUGUGCAGUAGAUCUUGCACUUCUCCAGUGGCCACAGCUUUCAUCUGGACUGCAGCGCUCAUAGCUGCAGCCCCCCGAGGUGUGUUUGCUGACCUGAGACAUGUGGGAAACGACACAGCAUGCCUGCUUAGAUUUCCAGAUGGUACAGCCUGGCUUGGAAUAAACCAGCUCCUGCGAGUGGUGCUGGGAUUUCUGCUGCCCUACGCCACCAUCACCCUCUCCUACCUGCUUUUGAUGCGCUUCCUUUGUCGGCAUAAACUGAAAGGCAGCAACUCUCUGCGAAAAGCUGACAUUUCAAAGUCUGUGGCGGUGGUGGUGCUUUCGUUUUGCGCCUGCUGGUUCCCGUACAAUGUCAUCACACUUUGGAGUGUCCUGGUCCAACUCGACAUCGUUGAUAUCAGCCCCUCGUUCUACUUGGCUCAGACAUACUUUUUCCCUCUGGCCAACUGCUUGGCUUUCACCAGCAGCUGCUUCAACCCUGUCAUCUAUUGCCUGGUGAGAAAAGAAUACCGUGUGGCUCUCCACAAUGUGCUCUUCAAGUUGAGCUUGGCCAUCAUGUCCAAGAUGCCUUAUGGCAUUAAUUCUGAGGAGGGGUCGGGACAAGCUGGGCAGCUGGCCAUUCCACUCAAUACCAUGUACAGCCAAACUGACACAAGGAGUUAUGCACCUCUGUCAGCACUUCCAACAGUAGUGUAA
This is a messenger RNA of Morone saxatilis (striped sea-bass), 1361 nucleotides long. RefSeq names its product relaxin-3 receptor 2-like. Gene Ontology annotation, molecular function: G protein-coupled receptor activity. Lineage: Eukaryota; Metazoa; Chordata; Actinopteri; Moronidae. Bases 120 to 1361 code for a protein of 413 amino acids. Gene Ontology annotation, biological process: immune response; G protein-coupled receptor signaling pathway. Gene Ontology annotation, cellular component: membrane. The transcript has a single exon. The record is from RefSeq and is a predicted model, not a curated record.